AUGUGUACAGCUCUCAUGGCAAUCCCGGAGGAUGGAGAUACAGAAGUGGUGUCGGAGAAAACGUUCAAAGUGUUCUCGUUGCUUAAUCUAGAUGCUCCAUAUCUACACGACAAGGCACAUGUCACUGAAGAGGAGGAGGUAACCGGUUGUUGUGGCCGACGGAAAGGUGCACUGAUAGCUACUAUGCAAGUCGAACAGAUUGGUGUGAUGCCUGGAAUGACGUCGAAAAUUAGUCUGACAGUUGAGAAUAAGACGAAGAAGCGGAAAAAAUGGAUGAGGAAAAAGGAAAACCACGAAUGCGUCCUACUGUCAUUAUGUCAACAACUGGAUUUCGUGGCUGUGAAUCGGAAUGAUCCAAUGAUGAUCGACCGGAAAUCCAUAACGAUAGCAGUGGAAAGUCAUGGCACAUGCAAAACAAAAGCUGGUGCUGGUCCCCAAACGAAAGAGAUUGAGUUCAGUGUGCCUCCCAACCUCCCACCCACUUCAAUCCACGCGAAUCGUCUGGUUACAGUAUCCUACUUUUUCAAAUUAGACCUUGAACAUUUUGAUUUGGUGCUUCCUGUGAUUGUGGGUAGUUCGAAAAGCGUUCCAGAUUCAGUUAAAUAG
Messenger RNA from Caenorhabditis briggsae, 606 nucleotides. Lineage: Eukaryota; Metazoa; Nematoda; Chromadorea; Rhabditida; Rhabditidae. Bases 1 to 606 code for a protein of 201 amino acids. Gene Ontology annotation, cellular component: cytoplasm. The transcript has 4 exons. The record is from RefSeq and is a predicted model, not a curated record. Gene Ontology annotation, biological process: protein transport.